This is a messenger RNA of Globicephala melas (long-finned pilot whale), 1293 nucleotides long. RefSeq names its product glycosyl hydrolase YngK-like. NCBI's taxonomy places the organism in Eukaryota, Metazoa, Chordata, Mammalia, Artiodactyla, Delphinidae. The record is from RefSeq and is a predicted model, not a curated record. Gene Ontology annotation, molecular function: protein binding.
AUGUUUCAAGUGCGACCAGAGUUUGAUGCCUGUUAUCAGAGCAAUAUAGAACCGUGGAGCAGAUAUUUAUCAGGUGAACAAGGGGUAGCACCUAAAGAUAGCUUUGACCCUUUAGCUUGUCUCAUUGAACUUUGUCAUAAGAAUGGUAUGGAGCUUCAUGCUUGGCUUAAUCCAUAUCGUGCGGCAGCUAACAAAAGUAAAGAAUUAGCUCCAAGUCAUCUAGCCAAGCUUAAACCUAAAUGGUUUGUUACUUAUAAUAAUCAGCUUAUUCUUAAUCCUGCCAUUCCUCAAGCUAGAGAGUAUGUUUGCCGUGUGGUUAAAGAUAUUGUGAUGCGUUAUGAUGUGGAUGCUAUUCAUUUUGAUGAUUAUUUCUAUCCUUAUCCUAAAGAGGGUGAAGUCUUUGAAGAUGAUUUGGCUUUUGAGGAGUAUGGUCUUCCUAUGGGAUAUAAAUAUGGCGAAAAGGAUAAGUUUCGUCGCAAUAACAUCAACCUUCUAAUAUCUUCUAUAGCUAAUUUGCUUAAGGAUACUAAGCCUUGGGUGAGAUUUGGAAUAAGUCCUUUUGGUAUUUAUCGUAAUGAACUUUCUGAUCCUCGUAGAGGAAGUAGAACUCUAGGGCUUCAAUGUUAUGAUGAUCUGUAUGCCGAUGUGCUUCAUUGGGCUGAAGAAGGUUGGAUUGACUACGUAGUCCCUCAGAUUUAUUGGAAUAGCGACAAUGUUAUUACUAAUUACGAUGAACUUGUUGAGUGGUGGUCUAAGCAAUUAAGAGGAACUAAAGCACAGUUUUAUGUAGGACAACAUAUCCGUCGUACGAUUGACGGAAAUGAGCUGAUGCAUAAAAUGUUGUUAAGUCAGGAGUAUAGCAAGGGGAAUGUCUUUUGGCCUGCUGAAGAUUUAUUUCAAAAUUAUGGAGCUGUCAGCGAUAGUAUUGCUCGUAAAUAUCAGGAUCAAUUUGCCUUACUCCCAGAAUAUGAAGGUGCUUUAGGUAAAUCUCAAGCUCCUAGAAAGAUUGAUAUGUUAUGGGAGGACUACAAUGAAGACGGACAUAUGCUGAUAUGGAGAGAUCUUGCAGAUCGACGAGAUCCUGAAAAAGCGUUUAUGUAUAUCGUUUAUGCCUUUCCUAAGGGUAUAAAGCCUUCUUGUGAUAAGUCAAAAUAUAUCAUUAGUAUCUCAAGUGAAGCUAGCCUUUUGUUACCUAAGCUAGAAGCUAAUUCAGAAUAUACGAUAUAUGUAACUUCUGUCAAUCGUUUUUGGCAAGAGAGUGAACCAGCAGAGCUAAAGCUUGUCUUUAAGUAG